AUCUCGUCUGCCACCAUGAGCGAAGCGGCCGAGACCACUACCGUCAGCCUGGCGCCUCCCGCCGCGCCGACAGCAGCAGCAGCACCAGCACCGCCGCCCCCGCCUGCUGCCGCGGACACCAAGCCCAAGAGCCCCGUUAGCGCCGUCGCGGCGGGCGAAGCGAGUGUGGAGCCGAAUCCAGGUGCUGCUGCCACCACCACCGCAGAGACGGAGAAGAAAGUGCUUGCCACUAAAGUUCUUGGCACUGUCAAAUGGUUCAAUGUCAGAAAUGGAUAUGGCUUUAUCAACAGAAAUGAUACCAAAGAAGAUGUGUUUGUUCAUCAGACAGCAAUAAAGAAGAAUAACCCACGGAAAUACCUGCGCAGUGUUGGUGAUGGAGAAACUGUAGAAUUUGAUGUGGUUGAAGGAGAGAAGGGUGCAGAAGCAGCUAAUGUCACUGGUCCAGAUGGAGUCCCUGUGGAAGGUAGCCGCUAUGCUGCAGAUCGCCGCCGCUAUCGACGUGGCUAUUAUGGCCGACGCCGAGGACCACCUCGUAGUGGUGGUGAAGGAGAACUGAAGGAUGGGGUUGCAGAAGGAGGACAACUUCAUCAACAAGCCCAUAGGAAUCCGACCUAUCGUCCCCGCUAUCGCAGGGGGCCCCCACGUCCUCGCCCUGUGCAGGUGACUGGAGAGGCUGAAAAAGAGAACCAGCAUGAGACCAGUGCUACAAGUCAGCAGCCCCUUCGCCGUGGGUACCGACGCCCAUAUAACUACCGUCGUCGACCUCGUCCACCCAGUUCUCCAGCUCAGGAUGGGAAAGAGACAAAAGUGACUGAAACACCUGCUGGAAAUCCUGCUCCAGUGACUGAGCAGAGUGGUGCUGAGUAAUGUCCAACUCCCCUAGACACCUUUACAGUCCUUCAGGUAUACUAAAAUGCAACUGAAAAUAUAACACCAAAGAAACAUUCAAGCAAUAAACUGUCAACAGUGAUAAAAAUUCAAGAUACUGGAACUUGAGGAAGAGAAAAUUCACCAGCAGCUGAGAUCCACAAAAUGCCUGCAAGAUAAAUGCAAGAAGAAAGUGAGAUUCAAAGAGUACCUUCCUUCCCUUCCUCCCUGCCUACCUUUCCU
This is a messenger RNA of Nothoprocta perdicaria, 1110 nucleotides long. RefSeq names its product Y-box binding protein 3 (gene YBX3). Gene Ontology annotation, molecular function: nucleic acid binding. The transcript has 9 exons. Gene Ontology annotation, cellular component: nucleus. NCBI's taxonomy places the organism in Eukaryota, Metazoa, Chordata, Aves, Tinamiformes, Tinamidae. The record is from RefSeq and is a predicted model, not a curated record. Bases 16 to 867 code for a protein of 283 amino acids. Gene Ontology annotation, biological process: regulation of gene expression.